AUGGCAAGAGAUCAAGAAGGAAGAAUAACCACUGCUAAGACUGCUACUUUGCAGAAGAUAAUGAAAUUCAGAAUGGAACAGCAGCAGAUACAUGAUGAGCAUAUGAAGAAAAGGAGAGUGCAUAAUCAAGAGCUUGAGCCCAAGCCACCAGAUUCUGUUCAAUACCGAUCAAGAAAUCAUAAGAGGUUUAAAGAAGAAGAUGCAGGUCGUGGAGGACAACAUAUCAAGCCACCAGCCAGCACAUGGAGCAGACCACAUCAAUCUUCCCUCACUCCUAAAUCUAUUUACCAUUUUUCUGAAUAUAAAUCUGCUGAUGAUUUUCAACUCUAUUCUUUUUCAGGAAAAGGAAACUAUCUAGAAUGGGAAAGAACCAUGGACAAGUGGCUGAGUUACAACAGAAUCAUGAGGAGUGAAAGAUUAUCUUUUGCUAUUUCUCAACUCACCGGAAGAGCUUAUAAGUGGUGGUUGCAAGAAGAAGAUGAUCGCAUGUUCUACAAGGAACCAGCUAUCACCACUUGGGAAAGUCUGAAGUUGUUACUGAGGGAUAAGUAUGCAUCCAAAGGCCACACUUCUCUGAAAUCUACAAAGAAGAAAGUCAUAUCUACAACAGACUUUCGAAGUGAAAAUUCAGAAACCAAGAUGGCUGAUUAUGAGAAAGAAAUCAGCAGCCUUGUUAAGGAGCUUCUUAAGACCAUCAAGCCCUUAGACAAGCUGAAGAAGCUCCCAAAGAAUCAAGAACCAGUUACUACUGUCUCGGAACUCAAUGACGCAGAAUCAGACUCAGCUGCCCCAAUUCAAGAAGCUCAAACCGAAACAUCUUUGGUAAAAGGAAACUUUGAGAAAGGACAAGAGUUUUCUCUGUUCUUACCUCAGUCUGAACUUAAUUUUAACAAUUCUUUUGGUGAACUAACUUGUCUUGAACCGGUGCAACCGAGUAGAAUUAUUUCAGUGUCACAGGUUGCAAAAGAAGACUCAGCAGAGAAGGAACCGGAGCAGUCAACACAAGGAAAAGAGUUGGAACAGCAGAACAGCCUGCAAUCAGAAAUCAUUCCUGAAUCCUUGUCUUAUGACCUGCAAGAGCACUAUGGAGGAAUCACACUGUUUUGUGUUUUGGAGAUAUUCUUGUCUACAAUACUUUCUUUGACAUGAUAACCCACUUGACUUGUCCAAAAGAAGCUGAGAAAGGUACAGGUGAAAAGAGGGGCUAUAAGGAUCAGAGUACCAGUGAUGAGUCUUUGGCUAAGUUGGAGAUGCAACAAGAAAACUUUGAAAGCUGUCAAGCCGCCAGAUUUGACAUAGGAGCAGUCCGAGGAUCAUAUCUCAACAACCACAAGGAAUUAAUCAGCAAACUCGACUGCCAUGGAAACUUAACUCAUCAGGGUCUCACGUCGAAAUGGAAUCACGUCCAAAGCUUCUCAAAUGAAAGAGUUAUGGGUUCUACAAGGCGGGU
This is a messenger RNA of Raphanus sativus (radish), 1450 nucleotides long. RefSeq lists its product as uncharacterized. The transcript has 2 exons. The coding region runs from base 1 to 1149 and encodes 382 amino acids. The record is from RefSeq and is a predicted model, not a curated record. NCBI's taxonomy places the organism in Eukaryota, Viridiplantae, Streptophyta, Magnoliopsida, Brassicales, Brassicaceae.